Messenger RNA from Ceutorhynchus assimilis (cabbage seed weevil), 4202 nucleotides. Lineage: Eukaryota; Metazoa; Arthropoda; Insecta; Coleoptera; Curculionidae. The record is from the annotation of a GenBank genome assembly.
UGUUUAGUCAGUUGUUGCUUAAAUUUUUUUUUAUAAAUAUUCAUGAAAUUUAAAAAUUACUAAAUCGAAUUUAUUUUUUCUACACAGUUGGAAAUUUAUUUUUAUUAUUAAUCCUAUUUUUAAUAAGGACAAGAUGAGGACUAUCCUGAUGGUGGCGGAAAAGCCGUCGUUGGCAGCCUCCCUUGCCACUAUUUUGAGCAAUGGUAAAAACUCAUCAAGAAAAGGUUCUAAUGGAGCCUGUUCAGUGCACGAAUGGUCAGGCACCUUUCAAAACCAGCCAGCUCGCCUUAAAAUGACCUCAGUAUGUGGUCACGUUUUCGGAGUGGAUUUUGAAAGCAAAUACAACAAUUGGGACAGAGUGGAUCCAGUUGAACUGUUCUCUUGCCCCAUAGAGAAAAAGGAGGCAAUGGCCAAACUCAGGAUGCCUGCCUUUUUAGCUUCUGAAGCUAAAGGAUGUGAUAUACUCGUUUUGUGGCUUGAUUGCGAUAAGGAAGGGGAAAAUAUUUGUUUCGAAGUCAUGUCUUCAGUGGCUAAGAGCAUGAACGCAAAUGUAUAUUCAGACAGUGUUACUUACAGAGCAAGAUUUUCAGCAAUUACUGAUAAGGAUAUUAAGGCAGCAUUCAAUAAUUUAGCUCAUCCAAACGAAAAUGAAGCGAAAAGUGUAGACGCACGUCAAGAACUCGACCUAAGAAUCGGAUGCGCCUUCACCCGCUUUCAAACUAAAUUUUUCCAAGGCAAAUACGGCGAUCUGGAUGCUUCUCUCAUAUCUUACGGACCUUGUCAGACGCCCACUCUCGGAUUUUGUGUUCAAAGGCAUGACGAAAUCCAAUCCUUCAAACCCGAAACUUUUUGGGUACUGCAAGUAUCGGCCAUGACUAAAGACGGAACUACUGUACCUUUAGAAUGGGAAAGAGUAAGAAGUUUCGAUCGAGAUGUGGCUAAUAUGUUUUUACAGUUGGUCAAACAAGAGAAAGAAGGACGGGUGGUCAGUGUAAUAUCAAAAGAAAAAGCCAAACCACGCCCAGUAGCCUUAAACACAGUUGAACUCAUGCGAGUGGCCAGUUCGGGUCUCAACAUGGGCCCUCAUCACGCUAUGCAAAUUGCAGAAAGGCUUUACAUUCAAGGCUACAUCAGUUAUCCUCGUACUGAAACCACUCGGUAUCCUGAAAACUUUGAUUUAGCUGGCACAUUAAAACAACAACAAGGCAGUCCAGAUUGGGGCAAAGAAGUUAAGGAAAUAAUCACUCAAGGAAUUAGUAGGCCCAAAGGUGGUCAUGAUGCCGGUGACCAUCCCCCAAUAACCCCCAUGAAAGCAGCUACAAGAUAUGAACUUGAUGGGGAUGCUUGGACAUUAUAUGACUACAUUACAAGGCAUUUCAUCGGAACUUUGGCCAGAGAUUGUCGUUAUAUGAGUACAACUAUUAAAAUAGUGAUAAAUGAGGAAAUGUUUUCUGUUACUGGAAAAACUCUAAUUGACCCUGGAUAUACUAGUGUCAUGACAUGGCAGGCCUUUGGUAAAAACGAAAUAGUACCAAACUUCACUGAAAACGAAAUGGUUCCUAUUCAAAAUGCCCGCAUAACUGAACGUCAAACUGCUCCUCCUGAUUAUUUAACAGAAGCUGAACUGAUUACUCUUAUGGAAAAGCAUGGAAUAGGCACUGAUGCUUCAAUUCCUGUACAUAUUAAUAAUAUAUCCCAGAGGAAUUAUGUCACAGUAACCCCUGGAAGAAAAUUGAAGCCUACUACUUUGGGAAUUGUGCUAGUGCAUGGAUAUCAAAAGAUUGAUGCCGAACUAGUUCUCCCCACAAUGCGCUCAGCAGUAGAAGAGCAAUUGAAUCUUAUAGCUCAGGGAAAGGCCAAUUUUAAUGCAGUAUUAAAACACACCAUGAACAUUUUCAAAUUAAAGUUUCAGUAUUUUGUGCAAAACAUCGACGGUAUGGAUCAGCUUUUUGAGGUAUCUUUCUCGCCUCUAAGUGCUUCUGGAAAAGCACAUUCAAGAUGUGGAAAAUGCAGAAGAUAUUUGAAAUACAUCCAAGCCAAACCUGCCAGAUUACAUUGUCCUCAGUGCGACGAAACAUACAGUAUACCUCAAAACGGCACAAUUAAAAUAUUUAAAGAACUAAAAUGUCCCUUGGACGACUUUGAAUUGUUGUGUUGGACCACUGGAAAUAAGGGCAAAAGUUUUGUUUUUUGUCCUUAUUGCUACAAUAAUCCACCAUUUAAAGAUAUGCGCAAAGGCAACGGCUGUAGUUCUUGUACUCAUCCAACAUGUGCCUACAGUCUUAAUUCCAAUGGCGUAAUUAACUGUGCUGAAUGUGAAUAUGGCGUUCUGGUUCUUGAUCCAUCUUCAGGGCCCAAAUGGAAAUUGGGUUGUAAUAGAUGUGAUACAAUAAUAAAUCUUUUGGACGACGCUCAGAAAAUCACGAUUCUUGAUGACAAUUGCGAUUGUGGUGCCCAAUUGGUAGAUGUAGAGUACAAAGCGGAAAAAUCUAAAUUGCCCAAUCAAGUUACUGAAAUGAAGGGUUGCAUUUUUUGCAGCCCUGAGUUUGCCAAAUUGGUGGACAAGCCUAAAGUUGCAGUUAUUAGUAGACCACCAAGGCCGUUUAGGGGUGGAAAGGCAGCAGGCGCAAGAGGGGGCCGAGGAACAGGAGGAAGAGGCGGCAGAGGAGGACUUGGCAGGGGCAAACCAAAAGACAAAAUGGCUCAACUGGCAGCCUAUUUUGUUUAAUGCAGUAUGAUGCCUAGCCAAUUACCUAAUAAAUUAAUUAAUAAAUUUACAUAAUAACGCUUUAAAUUAGUUCUGAAAAUUUAUAUUAUGUAUGUUUUUUAUUUAUAAUUAUUUAUUUAUUAACUAUGUAUUAAUUAUAUUUUCGAUUCAGAAACUUUUAUUUUAAAAAACAUUUAUUUUAUCAACUAAAAUACAGGGGUGACAAAAAAAAAUAUGUGGAUCAAAGUGCUACAGCAAAAGCUUGAAAACAAAUUAGCAUUCCUUAUGGGACUGCGCUGGCUUAAAUAAGAAUUUAAUGCCGAUAUAGCAACUUGAUGUUUACUUUACAACAAUGUAUUUAAAAAGUCAUAAAGGAGAGGGGUAAGCUCAUUAAAGCAUAUAAAAAAUGGAUAAUUGAAUAUUAAUUAAUGUGGCAAUUGGUUAAUAUAACUCUUCCCUCCUUAAGAUGUUGCAAAUAUAGAUUGUUGUUUAUGCAAAUCAGACAAUUCAAUUUGCACAACCUUUUUCUGAAGUUUUAAGCUUCCUAGAACAUUACACCGAUAAAAUUAUGAUUAAAAUAGGCAAGACUAAUAGGUCAGGACAGUUAGCUGAAAAAAUGGUCUUUAGGAGAAGUUUUUGCAAUCAAGCUGAUUUUUUCACAGAUGAUAGUACCCAUCAAUAGUACUCUGUAAAUAGUUAUUCACCUAACAAGUGCGGAAAUUUAUACUUUUCCGCACACAAUGGCGUUUGUGGAAGCCGUAAUUGCGGAAAAGAUACUUUACGCUCGUGUUAGGUACAUUUUUUUCUACGAGCGUGCGGAAAUUAAUAUAUCGUUUUUUUGUUUGUUUUUGAAAAAAGACUCAUAUUUAUUUGAAAAAGCCGCUAAUAGUCAUUUGUAUACCAAGGCCGCGAAGUGCCUUUUUAGCGUAUGAAGAGAAAAGUUAUCGCCGAGGCCGCUUGCGGCCGAGGCAAGAUAAUCUCGAGGACGCUAAAAAGUUUCGCGGUCAUGGUAUACACACUAUUUUUUGUGCAACCAUGAAAAUUAUGUGAAAUUACAGAAAAAAUUUACUUCUUUCAACAAGCAUGUGGAACUAACUACCAGUUUGAUAUAAUAUAACCUGGUGGCUAUGGUGGCACAGCGUUUCUAUGGAUAUCAUAUUUUGCAUGUAAACAAUAAAACAAAAAAAUUUGACGGUUCUCAAAAAAUCGUGAAAAUGUCCAGCACUGAUACAGAUAUUUCACCUUCUUGCACUCCUCCAGAGCUAAAAAGUGUAGUUCAAUCAGCUAUUUCUGAGUUGAUACCUGAAAAAUCUAAGUGGCAAUAUGAAAAUUGUUACUUCGAGUUCAAAAAUUGGUGUGACAAACAAAACGUCAAAAUGGUGUCUGAAAAUAUAUUGUUGGCUUAUUUAAUGCAGAAAUCGAAAGUUUUGAAGAGUUCAAGUUUAUGGAGCAUUUAUUCCAUGUUAAAGUGUAUGCUCAACGUACGAGAAGGGAU